AUGCUGUCUUCUGUAUCUAGAAAGAUAACAACAGCUGAUAACAGGGAAUUAGACUGCAGGGUUGGUGCGGUGGCUGGGCAACUGGCUGCCGUGCAACGUGUGGCGGGUGGAAAUGCGCCUCUGUGCCCUUCAACAACUUCUUACCAAAUGAUGCUCCAGGGAUCAGACAGACACCACAGCCUAAGGGCGGGCUUCAGAGGAACCUCGGAUCAGACGGAUGCAUUGGACUUAAGUUCUAGAUUUAGUGGAGCUUCGCAAGGUUCAGCCCAGAAUACACACAGUGCGGGAAUCCCACCAUUUCUUACAAGUUCGCACCUUAGCAGAUCAUCGGUUUUGGAACAGCAGCAGUUACUCCGAACGCUGAUCACAGGCAUUAGACACGUAUCUGAACUCGCCAAUUUACUCGCAAAAAUCAACGAGACUUUUGAAGGUGUUUAUACACCACCGCCGAACCCAACGUCAGCAAGCUUCUCUUACCCUACAGGCCAAAGGGCCGCUGGAAUGGGAUUCCCACUAACAGCUAAUCCUGCAUCCAACAUAGAUUUGGCAACAUUAAUGUCGAGAUUGGAUGAGACUAACCGAGGUGGUGUUGUCGCUCCACCACCAACGAUACCAGCAGCCCCACCACCACCACUUCCAUACGCUACCAGUUAUGGAAAUUUAGACUUUAGAGACAGCCCGUACUUCAGAUCUAUCUAUGAAUAUUACCUGAGGCAGAACCUUCCAGGUUAUCUACAAUCGUUAGCUAAUUCUACGCCCCUACAACCGACACACGUCCAGCACAAAAAGUCCAAGAUCCUCGAAAAAGAAACCGUGGCCGCCCUUCCCAUGGGCGACCUCACGAAACUCAACCACAGAGUGACCACGAUGCCUAAAAUAGUGAAAAUCGAGAGACGAUCUCCGGCCACCGUAAGCGCGGAUCUGAGGACGGCGAGUAAGGGUGACUCGCCACCCGAUCAGAACCAGACCCGAGUGUAUGGCGCGUAG
Messenger RNA from Spodoptera exigua (beet armyworm), 987 nucleotides. Lineage: Eukaryota; Metazoa; Arthropoda; Insecta; Lepidoptera; Noctuidae. The record is from the annotation of a GenBank genome assembly.